Molecule: messenger RNA, 654 nt
Organism: Gossypium raimondii (Peruvian cotton)
Lineage: Eukaryota; Viridiplantae; Streptophyta; Magnoliopsida; Malvales; Malvaceae
Exons: 1
Coding region: 1-654 (217 amino acids)
Source: RefSeq, a predicted model, not a curated record
AUGGGGGAAAGCGGUGGCGACGUUAGAGAGCAGAGGGAGGAGAUUUCCCUUCUAUCUGAAGAGCUCAUGCAAUUAUCUGUUAAAGGUUUGAAGGUGGUUCCAGAUGAAAAACCAACCCUAAUAUGCACAAUUUGGACAGGUAAACUUUACAACCCUGAAAGUUUUAAAGCGCAGAUGAGGAGUGUGUGGAAAACAAAGAAAAAGUUUGAAAUUCAAUUGGCAGGACAUAAUUUAUAUUUGAUUAUGUUUGAAUCAGAAGAAGAUCUGGAGUUGAUCAUGGAGGGUAGACCAUGGCUUUUUCGAAAAAGUUUAAUCUUAUUUGACAGGUUAACUCAUUCGGUGAAAAGAUCAAAGAUAUGUCUUAAUUCAUCUCCGGUCUGGUUAAAGAUAGGCCCAUGUUUACCAGAAUUUGAUAAAAAGGAUUUAUUACAUGCUAUAGGUGUUACAUUUGGAGGAGUCAUUAGAUCUGAAAUUAGUGGAGAGUGGUGUCGUCUCAAAAUAAAUCUGAAUGUACAGAAACCGCUUCGAAGAGGAAUCUUUGUUUCAUCAGAUAAUAGGAAUCAAUGGUGGAUUUCGUUUAAGUAUGAGAAAUUACCUUUAUUCUGUUUUGGUUGUGGACGGUUGGGCCAUGGACUUCGUAAUGUAGUGUCUUGA